Colletotrichum graminicola M1.001 is the source of this 1017-nucleotide messenger RNA. RefSeq lists its product as uncharacterized. The coding region runs from base 1 to 1017 and encodes 338 amino acids. Lineage: Eukaryota; Fungi; Ascomycota; Sordariomycetes; Glomerellales; Glomerellaceae. The transcript is spliced from 2 exons. The record is from RefSeq and is a predicted model, not a curated record.
AUGAAGUCCUCGAUCCACCUCAAGGCCGCCUGCGCCGUGCUGGUCGCCUCCUUGCUCGGCGGCGUCCAGGGCUUUCCUCAGUCGGCUCCUCUGCACGCAAGAGACGAGACUCCGGCCGAGGCUGCCAACAAGGUUCCGCUGGGGGUGACGAUGGCCAACGAUGGCUCCUCCGUCAUCUUGGACACCACUGAGGAUGUCAAUGGCUUAAAGAUACGCUUCCGCGUAAGCGGCCCCGCCGGCGAGUUCACCACGGCCAGCAAGGUCACGGGCGGCGGCAAGACGACCGGCGCCCCGGGGACGCUGGGGCUCAACGUCCUGCUCCACGGCGACGGCGGCGAGUCCUUCUUCAAGAUGCCCAACCAGGGCGUGAGGAACGGCCUGGCCGGCGUGGCGAUCCUAGCGCCGGACGAGAACCUCCGCUGGGGCGGCGGCAUGGGCCUCGGCCGCGUCGACGGCGUCGCCCACGCCAAGGCCGUCAACGACCUCGUCAUGCAGAUCCUGCCAAAGUACCUGGCCUUCAACUCCUCCAACGUCUACUUCACCGGCAUCUCGGGCGGCUCGCUGCUGCUGUCGGGCUACUUCAUCCCCACCCACAUCGGCAACUUCGCCGGCGCCGGCGUGUUCCUCGGCUGCGGCGGCAUGGAGCCGCGCGUCGAGGUGUCGGAGGCGUCCGCCGACGCCAUCACGACCACGCCCAUCCACUACCAGUCGACCCAGAAGGAGCAGAUGGCCCUGAUGAUGUCGAUCCCGGCCGCGAUCAAGGCAUACAAGAAGAUCGUCAAGGACAAGGGGCUCACGACCGCGGAGAUCGACAAGCUCCAGACGGCGGACAACACGCCCGACGGCGGCCACUGCGAGUUCGACGGGCGCGGGUUCGACACGGGCAUCCAGCUUAUGAUGGACAACUACGCCGCCAUCAUGCAGGGCGGGGACGGCAACGUCCCCGGCGUCGGGGACGUCCUCAAGGGCGUCGCCUCGUACACCAUGACGUACCCUGGGCUUACGGGAGGAGAAUAA